UAGUUGUCAUUGUCAUGGCGUGAUUUUUCAAAUUUUUGUCAACUAAUUAUUAUUCAUCAUCAUUCAUCAAUUUCCAGAUGUUUCUCUACAUUUACUGGAACAAUUCUUUAACUUAUAAAGCUCUUCGAUCUGAUACUCUCUCAUAGUUUGUUAGUGCGCCUUCAAAUAAAGUUGUUUUUUGUCUCGCGCCAUUUAUUAGUGUAAUAAUUCUACUCAACAAUGGAAUUCCCUCACAUAGGAAAACAUUGCUCAAAACCACAUUGCAACAAAUUGGACUUUUUGCCGAUAAAAUGCGAUGCAUGUGAUCUAUUAUUCUGUGAUGAACAUUUUCAAUAUACCACUCACAAUUGCCUCAAAGCCUACGAGAAAGACAACCAAGUGCCAGUGUGCCCAUUGUGCAACAUUCCCAUUCCAGUGCAAAAGGGGCAACAUCCAGAUUAUAUUGUUGGCGUCCACAUAGAUUCGGAUUGCCAGAGCGACCCUGCCAAAUCCAGAAGAAAAGUGUUCACCAAUAAGUGCUCGUAUAAGAAAUGCAAAAACAAGGAAGUGGUUCCAGUUAUUUGCAACGAUUGCUCAUUGAACUUUUGCCUGAAACACAGACACGCCGUAGACCAUAGUUGUGAGGGGCGGGGCGCUAAACGACGAUGGAUUUUUGAGGCUCAACAGAAUAUAUCCAAAGGUGUGCAGGGAUCUAUGAGUGAGGAUGAGGCUUUGGCUAGGGCGUUGGCACUGUCUAUGCAGGAUUCCAGCCCAUGUAAUAAGAAAACCCAAGAGGAGCUCGAUUUGGCUUUAGCUAGACAAUUGCAGGCUUCAGAACAAGCUACUACUGCAUCAAGGAGCUCGCAACAAGAAAGAUGUAAUAUUUCUUAAUUAUUAAAUUUCUCAAAUCAAAACACGACAUUUUAAGCUACAUACUCGAUACACUUUGAAUGCUAAAUGAGAAAAUCUCAGUUAUCAAGGUGUCUCAAAUGAUGGGCAAAACAGAGUGAGCCGAAAUUAGGUUGCAUUUUCUACGACUAAAAGUAAGGCAAACAUUCAUAUCAUCUAAGUAAAGUAUGAUAUUUUUAAGUGCAUAAGUACUAAUUUUGUUUACAAUUAUGCUCUUUAGCAGUUUUAUUUGAAUCUAUGUUAAUUUCAAAUCUAUUUACUUUUGUUGUAUUUUUCUUUGUUGUCCUAUUAGUGCAAUUAGAAGCUUUUUAACAACUGUGUUCUUAUUAUUGUUCAGUUAUAGUUAACAUUAUUAUCAAGUAACUUGCAAACAACUUUAAAGUGCGACACGUUUUGAACAUAAAUAAGAAUUCAAAAGUUUAGAAAUCAAAUAUCGAAAAUUAUUAUAACUUUAUAGGUAAUUUAAUAUUAUAUAAUAAUUAUUAUUUUAAAUUUAAGAUACAUUUCUCAUAAGUGGUAGGAGUUGGAUAGAAAAACGUGGAAAAAUAUGGUCGCCUUAUUUUUGGUCGUAGAAUAUCCAGUUAAAGUUAUGUAAAAUGAGUUCUCUAUAAGAGCAAAAUUACUAUAACUGAGUUUACUAUAAGCGAAUUUCACUGCAGGCCCAUGACGGCAUGCAAAUUUUCAAUCCAAUAAAAGAAACACGAGACUAAAAUUAUUAAUUAUACGAAAUUAUACAAAAAACUGACGACACUUUUAUAAUGACCUAGUGCUGUUCAUGGGACAAAAACACUAUUUAUUUAAAGAAAGUGACCAAUAUAGAAUAACUUUAAGAUAAUAAUUUGUAACACUUCUCAGGUAAUAAGUUUUGGCUCUUACACUAAAUAAAAACUUACAAUCA
Dendroctonus ponderosae (mountain pine beetle) is the source of this 1786-nucleotide messenger RNA. Its product is annotated as AN1-type zinc finger protein 2A. Gene Ontology annotation, biological process: protein targeting to ER; proteasome-mediated ubiquitin-dependent protein catabolic process. The transcript has a single exon. The record is from RefSeq and is a predicted model, not a curated record. Gene Ontology annotation, molecular function: zinc ion binding. Bases 220 to 870 code for a protein of 216 amino acids. Gene Ontology annotation, cellular component: endoplasmic reticulum; cytoplasm. Lineage: Eukaryota; Metazoa; Arthropoda; Insecta; Coleoptera; Curculionidae.